AUGUCAAAAAUGGCGGCCAAGUCAAAGAAGCGGCUGUCUAAAAUAGAAAAUAAAUUAUUAAAAUUAGAAAAAUUAGAACUUAGCGAUGUUAUUUGUUCAAUUUGUCAGUCAAUUUUAAUAGAACCAGUAACUCUACCAUGCAAUCAUGAUUUUUGUCAAAGUUGUUUUAAUAGAAGUAUUGAAAAUAAUGCUUUGUGUUGUCCUCUAUGUCGACUACGAAUAGGUUCUUGGUUACGAACAGCGACAAAACAAAAGAAUUUAGUAAACAGUCAGCUUUGGAAUUUUAUGAAAAACAAAUUUAUUGAGCAGAUUGAUAAAAAAUUGAAAGGGGAGGAUGUUAAUAUAUCACCAGAAACAAUAUUACCUAGAAUAUGUGAACCAGGAGAAAUCCGAUCUGAAUAUGAAGCUGAGCUUAAAAGGUUGAGAGUAGAGCGCUUGCGGCUUGAACAACAGGAAUUUAACAAAACAGAGCUACUCAUCAAAAAACUUAAGGAAGAAGAAGAAGAAGCCCACAAGAGAUAUUUAGAGAACAUAAAACAAGAUGAAAUUCUGGCCAAAAAGUUGCAGCAAGAAAAUUCAAAGACCCCGACAGUGUAUAAAUCUCCAAACCAUAGAACAAUAACAGUUUCCUUAACUAAACCUCGCUUAAGACCAACAACCAUAGAUAGUUAUUUAAAGAAAUCAACAGUACAAGCGACUAUUGUUAAUAACAGCCCACAUUUGACUGAUGAUAAUACUAGUACAAAUAUAUCAACACCAAUAGGAUCAAACAAAUCAAACAACAGGCUUUCGCCUGAAAUGCUUCCAAGCUAUGGGAAACUUUUAAAAAAUUUCUUAGAUAAAAAGCUUAAAAGUGAAACUAAAAUGUGGAACAAAGAAAAUGGCAAAAGCCUUCAAGAUGAGAAAAAAGAACAACAGGCUGUUGACAAAAGCCAAGAUACUACUGAUGAAAAAAAUGUGGUAAAGACAAAAAUUGGCAUACAAUCAUUACUUGUCUCAUUGCCACUUCCCCAUUCAGGGAUAUUGCAUAAAACGAGUAUGCCAGAAACUCGUAACAUUGAAACGAGUAGUGUGGAUUCAAUGCAACAGGAGCUAUGCUACUUUAAACCGAUAGAGGGAACAACACCUACUAGUUUUAAAACAAUAAAGGGUCUACCAUUGCGAGUACCAUGUAUACGCGUGGUCAAAGAUAUUGAUAUGCCCCUGAAUGAAGCUCCACCAAGCCGUGAUCAGUAUAUUGAUGGAUUAUGUCAACUUAGGAACUUGUCGUUGGCUCAAAACAUGCCUUCUGCUUUUGUUAUCGUGCUUGGUUUACUCAAAGCUAAAAAGCAUAGUUUGAAAAAAUGCUCUACUUACACAAGGUCGAGGGGUAAAAAAAGUUCUUCUAUAAACUUAAAUCACCACGAACUAACUCUACCUUCCAAAGGGCCGAACAAGAGUAAAGGAUUAGAAGUCGAUGGUAUUAUAAAACUUGACGAUAACAUGUCGACUCUUAGACGAACCAGAUCAAUGGGAAGCAUUUCUAAGGAUGACAAUGAAGUAACGCCUAAGAAAAAAAUUAGAGAGAGAAAAUUUAAUUCAGAUAGAAAACCAUAUUUAAGGAGCGAUUCUAAAAGAAUGCAUCUUAAAAUUGAUUCCUAUAGUCCACCGUCUAUGAACGAAUCGAUAAAUAAUAAUAAGGUCGAUUUAGCUGUAAAAAAUUUAUCUAGUCCGUUAGAAAAUUGUGAUGUCAAAAGCAUUUUACGAGAACAGCUUCGAAUUGAGGAAAUUAUUGAGCAAGAAAAAAAUGACUUCGAACUGGCUCUGAAGAUCGACGCCGAGUGGAACGGCCGCCGGCAGCCGCGCCGCCUCGCCGCCAAGCGCCGCCAGCCGCCCGCGCACGCGCUGCGCCCGCCCAAGAAACUCAAAGUGUAGGGCACACAUUCUACCUCAGUAAAGGUUAUGUUCUUUUUCUUAUUUUAAAUUUUAUUUCAAAUAAAAAUCGUGCCAAUGAGAUACAUUACUGAAGAUUAGAGAAUUACAUAAUUAUCGUACUGCCAUUAUAUUUUAAAAUGUACUUAAAAUUAUUGGAAUUUAUGAAAGUAAUCUAAAUAAUACAUAAGACGUAGAACCAUUUCAUGUAAUACAGGGUAUGUAUAUUAAAAUUUGUUAUAUAACCUGAUAUGCACAAUUAGUAGUGGAGUUUUACUCUUAAUCUUAUUAGCAUGGUUUUUAUAAUUGCAAUUUUAAUUCUAUAUUUUACCUUUAAUUAAAGAAGUGAAUAAGUAAAUUUUUAAGUAUAGUGAUUGAUUUUAAAUAAUUUAUUCUCAACAGCAAAUUA
This is a messenger RNA of Nymphalis io (European peacock), 2320 nucleotides long. RefSeq lists its product as uncharacterized. Gene Ontology annotation, cellular component: site of double-strand break; nucleus. NCBI's taxonomy places the organism in Eukaryota, Metazoa, Arthropoda, Insecta, Lepidoptera, Nymphalidae. Gene Ontology annotation, molecular function: metal ion binding; nucleosome binding; ubiquitin-protein transferase activity. The coding region runs from base 1 to 1914 and encodes 637 amino acids. The record is from RefSeq and is a predicted model, not a curated record. The transcript has 7 exons. Gene Ontology annotation, biological process: double-strand break repair.